This is a messenger RNA of Aegilops tauschii subsp. strangulata, 821 nucleotides long. RefSeq lists its product as uncharacterized. Gene Ontology annotation, cellular component: cytoplasmic dynein complex. Lineage: Eukaryota; Viridiplantae; Streptophyta; Magnoliopsida; Poales; Poaceae. Gene Ontology annotation, molecular function: dynein intermediate chain binding. Gene Ontology annotation, biological process: microtubule-based process. The record is from RefSeq and is a predicted model, not a curated record.
CCGGCCUCCCGUACAAUGAUGAAGCAGCACGGCAGGAGCCACCGUCGGCUUUGAAAAGGGCGGAGUGGAGAAAGGUAUCGCUGAGCUCCUCCAUCCAACUGCUUCCACCACAAGCCAAGCCACACUGCCUUCCACGCCAGAGAUUCGCAGCCAUGUCCGACGAGCUCAAGCGCGGGAUCGCGGGCGCCGCCGCCGUCGCCGCCUCCCACCCGGCGCCCUACGCGCCGCGGGCCCCGGCCGACGCCGACCGCAGGCUCGCCGCCUCCGCCACCGCCUCGCUGGGCUCCCCGCCGCCGGCCGCCGCGUCGCCCACGGCGCACAAGAUCACGCUCAAGAGCGCCGACAUGAAGGAGGAGAUGCAGAAGGAGGCGUUCGACAUCUCCCGCGUCGCGUUCGAGAAGCACACCAUGGAGAAGGACAUCGCGGAGUACAUCAAGAAGGAGUUCGACAAGAACCACGGCCCCACCUGGCACUGCAUCGUCGGCCGCAACUUCGGUUCCUAUGUGACGCACGAGACGAACUACUUUGUGUAUUUCUACAUUGAUUCUAAAGCUGUCUUGCUAUUUAAGUCUGGGUGAUGGGCGCAGCUGAUCCUUCUCCCGCUGGCGUCAAUCACCUGUGUGCCCCUCUUUGAUCCACGUCUGCAACUGAACUGGAAAAUCAGAAAUUUGGAAACGACUCCAUGUUGGUGUGAAAUCUUAGAUCGUGUCUUUGUUUUGCUUUGUUUCAGCUAGGUGUUGUUGACGUUGUCUCAUUGUAAUAUUGCCACAAAAUCGAACGAGAAGUCAUCGUCGACAAUGUACGAAAAACUGUCUGAUCUA